AUGAGUCAAGAAAAACUCACUCACAAUGCCUACACCGUGGGGUGGGUGUGCGUAUUGGAAUGCGAACUCAACGCCUCACGAGCCCUGCUAGACAAGGAACAUGAGAGGCUCCCAGCUGCCGAGAAUGAUGACAACAUGUACCUCCUCGGGGAGAUGAAAGGACAUCAUGUUGUCAUUGCUUUUCCAGCUGUAUACGGUGUCGGAGCUGCGGCACGAACGGCCACGAAUAUGAUCCGCACCUUUAAAAAUAUCCGUUUCGGCCUGAUGGUGGGGAUUGGAGGCGCGGUGCCAAAUCCCUCUCGCUUUAAAAAGCCCUCUGAAGAUAUUCGAUUGGGUGACGUGGUUGUAAGCGAACCCAAGGGAGAUCAUGGCGGGGUGAUCCACUAUGAUAUGGGACAGCGAAAGGCCGAUGGAAAGCUUCACAAGCGGUCUCACUUGAAUAAACCCCCGACAAUGUUGCUGAAUGCGAUGAAGUUGUUAAGGUCAGACCAUCCUUUCGGUAGGGGAGAGAUGAAUCUCUACAUUGCCGAGGUUGCCCAGCUCUCCGAGCAAUCGGAUGCUUUUGCGGCUUACCAACAUCCGGGGAGGAGUAACGAUCGCCUUUAUCGAGUUGAUUACGAUCACGAGGGCGAAGAAGACUGCACACAAUGCGACGUGAACUCGAUCGAAACCCGAACACCUAGGAAGUCGGAUGUGCCCGUAGUACACUACGGAUUAAUCGCAUCUGGUAACGCAGUCAUAAAGGAUCCGCGGUAUAGAGAUGAAUUGCGCAAGGCUUGGAAUGUUGCAUGUUUUGAGAUGGAAGCUGCAGGACUCAUGGAUAACUUUCCAUGCUUGGUUAUCCGGGGAAUCAGUGACUACUGCGACACGCACAAAAAUGAUAUCUGGCAACCGUAUGCGGCUGUAACAGCUGCUGCGUAUGCCAAAGACCUGCUCCGUGUGAUCCUCCCGCAGGAGGUUCGCGCGGCCAAAGUUGUCGAAAUGAAAGAAGUGUUUGACGUGUUAUCGAAUAUCCAGACCGGUGUAUCCAUUAUCAACUCUUCAAUUACCGCCGCGCGGGACAACGAGCUGCUUCUUUGGCUGUCAUCCAAAGACUAUGGCUCGGAGCAGACGGACAUCCUAAGCCAGCGUCAAGAGGGGACCGGAGCAUGGCUCCUGGAAAGAGUUGAAUUUCAAGGUUGGGUGAAUGAGGGAAAUAAGACCAUCUACUGCAGAGGCAUGCCUGGUGCUGGAAAAACGGUCAUGACGGCGGUGGUCGUGGAUCAUCUGCGGUCAAAGUUCCAGAGCGAUCCAGCCGUGGGUAUAGCGUGCAUUUACUGCAGCGUUCAAAAUGAAGCAGAACAAACUCCGAGCGGUAUCUUUCUGAGCCUUUUGAGGCAGCUCAUCAAACAGUUGUCACACACUCCCGAGAUUGUCAAGAGUAUGUACGAUCGACACAUCCGAGCUGGCGACCGGCCGAGCUUUCUUGAUAUAGCGAAUGCUUUGCUAGACACAAUCUCGCGCUUUCAGCGAACUUUUAUUGUGGUCGACGCUCUCGAUGAGUUGCUGACAUCCGAAAGCCCUCCCAAGCAGCUGGUUAGAGAGAUAUUUGCCCUUCAAGAGAAAUCAGGGAUCAACAUAUUUGCUACCUCCCGAUAUGUCCCUGAAAUUGCAGGGGAAUUUAAACAAAGUAUCCUGAUCGAUGUACGGGCGGCAGAAGACGACGUUGCACGAUUUCUGGACUCGCAUAUCGGGGAGUUACCAGCCUUUGUGUCUGAAACUCCAGGGCUAGAAGAUGAGAUCAAGACCGGAAUCAUAAUGGCUAUCGAUGGAAUGUUCCUCCUAGCGAAGCUCCACCUGACUUCAUUUCUGGAUAAAAUAUCCGUGAGGGACGUCAAGGAUACGAUCAAGAGCCUUCCUAGAGGGUUUGAUGGUUACGACCAAUCAUACUUGGAAGCGAUGAACAACAUUCAAAGCCAGCGACAAGGCUUACGUGAACUCGCUACGAAAGUCCUGUCAUGGAUUUGCUGCAGUCGAAGACUCCUGCUCGCUAGAGAACUUCAGCAUGCUUUAGCAGUGAAAGACAAACAUACAGACUUUGAUAACAUGAGCAUACCAGAUAUGGGUCUGAUUGUGAGCGUCUGCAAAGGUCUGGUCAUCGUGGAUGGGGAGCGAGGAACAAUCCGUCUAGUCCACUACACGACACAGCAAUAUUUCGAACGAACAUGGCAGCAAUGGUUUCAUGAUGCACACGAAAGGCUUGCUGAAACCACUCUCAGAUAUCUAACGUUCGAUACCUUCGAGGGUGGCCCGUGUGCGACAGGUACGGAAUUCAAAGCAAGACUCGACCAAUAUGUGUUGUAUGAUUAUGCGGCCCGGAACUGGGCUUACCAUGUACGGAUUGCGUCAUUCGAGGAAUCAUCACUAGUCCUCAAACUUCUCGAGGAUGAGAAUCGCUUAUCCGGCUCGGCCCAGGCUAUGUUUGCUGAACGGAGCCAAGUGCGCAGUGAGCGUAGUCCUCGAGGAAUGACAGGACUCCAUGUUGCUGCGUAUUUUGGGCUUGCAAAAACCGUGAAACUCUUGCUUCGCAAACUCCGUCCUGAUGUGAAGGAUAGUUCUGGUCGGACACCUCUACCCUGGGCCGCCGCAAACGGACAUGCUGCUGUUGUCGAGAUCUUACUAGAGAAUGACCUGGUUGAUCCGGACAAUGAAGAUGACGAAGCGCAAACCCCUUUGGCACUAGCUGCAGAGAUUGGCAAUGGGAAAAUUGUAGAUCUGCUCAUGCGUCGCGGAGUUGACUCCAACCACAUGGAUAGUGACCAAACGACACCUCUGUGCACAGCCGCGCGGAAUGGGAAUACAGAAGCCAUGGAGGCAUUUUUACGCUAUCGAGUCGAUGUCAAUUGCAAGGAUGGUAGUGGACAGACUCCGCUCGGAUUAGCAGCAGCGUCGGGACAUUCUGACUGCGCGGAGCUACUCUUGAAUUACGAUGCUCCUCCGGCAACCGAGGAACGAAAUAGGGCACUCGUUAGCGCAGCCGCAAAUGGACACGCACCCGUGGUGAAACUCCUCCUGGAACAUGGCGCUGAUGCAGAUUAUCAGGAUGAGCAUGGCAGCACGCCUUUGUUGAGUGCAGCAGAAUAUGGCCAUGUGGAAGCAGUAUCUCUCUUACUCGGCCAUCCACAUGUCAACCCCAACCCUGAGAAUGUGCAGGGGCGGACGGCGCUAUCAAUAGCCGCUCAAGAUGGGCAUACGAAUACAGUGCGUUGCUUCCUUGCCGACAGCCGAGUGAACCCUGACCACAAGGAUAAAGAGGGACGCAAUCCUCUUUUUCUCGCCGCGUUUGGGGGACACGCAUCGGUAACGGAGCUCCUUUUGAACAUACGUGGGGUUGACGUUAACUGCACGAACUUGUUUGGUCAAACGCCUUUGUCUGUUGCGGCACAAAAUGGCCAUCAAGAGGUGGUGAGGCGGCUAUUAAGUAACACUAGAGUUGACCCGGAGCCACGCGGGCUGAAAAGUGGCGAUACACCACUGGCACUAGCUGCCCAGUUCGGGCGGGACUACGUGGUUGAGAUUUUGCUUCAAAAACCAGGCGUCGACAUUAAUUCGAUGAAUGCUCAGGGAGCCACUCCUUUGUCUCUUGCUGCGCGGGAGGGGCGGGCAUAUGUCGUCGAGAUGCUGCUUUUCGAUGACAGGGUGAACCCUAAUCACAGAGACAAAACUGGCCGAACCCCUCUCUCCUGGGCCUGUGGACGCGGUCACUCUGCCGCAGUUGAGAGCCUACUGUCCAUGGACAAGGUAGAUGUGAAUAUACCUGAUGAAGAGGGGCGAACACCACUGCUAUGGGCUGCUUGGGGUGGCCAUCCUACGGCCGUCAGUCAUCUGCUUUCAACUAAGAAGGUCGACCUUGAAGGCAGUGACAGCAAUGGCCAAACCCCGCUUAAUCGCGCCGCGGAGAGCGGGGCCCUUACAGUAGUAGAAAUACUCCUGGAGGAGGGUGCUGACGCCAACGCUGUGGACAAUGAUGGUAUGACCCCGUUGAUGCGGUCCUCGGAGAAUGGACAUGUGCAAGUAGCCGAAGCGCUGCUUGCUGCCGGUGCUCCGCCGACUGCAGUAGACUCAGAGGGCCGCACUCCACUGAUUAUCGCGGUUGAGGCAGGACGACGAGAAGUAGUCGAGCUGCUGCUGAACGACGCUGGGGUUGACCCUGAUGAGAGCGGGGGGUAUGGGUACACACCGCUGGAGCUCGCUGAAGAAUGUGGCUGGGAUGAUAUCGUGGAGUUGUUGGAAGCGGCGCGCUCGAGAGGCCCUGGCCCGAGUCUGCCGGACUCGAAAAUUUACCCUCGAGCGUCUUACGCAUCACCCCCAGCAUCUGUUAUGGGAUUGUCUGAUUUCAGAUCAAGUUGGAACUGGGAUGGAGAAGGACGUAAAGUUUUCUCGCCCACAAGCGAGCUGUUAGAAGGGGAUGAGCCUAAACCAGUUGGGAUGGCAAGAUCCAAUUCGAUUAUCUCGCUUGAUGAGUAG
Messenger RNA from Aspergillus calidoustus, 4506 nucleotides. Lineage: Eukaryota; Fungi; Ascomycota; Eurotiomycetes; Eurotiales; Aspergillaceae. The record is from the annotation of a GenBank genome assembly.